UGCAGAAUACAGGGAGAGCAAUGUCCUUGUCCUCCAGCACACAUGCACACGGACUGAAAAGCCAAAAUGGAGGACGCAACAUACAACAGACUGGCUCAUCCAGAAGACUUAAGUGAUGACCUCCCUUUCACUGCCAAUCAAGAUGAACAACAAGUGUCACUUUCCAUGGGGAGGUUUGAGUCACUUGUGAACCAUCAAAAAAUGUUAACCGUGAUCCUAUCUAUACUGGCUGUUAUCCUACUUUCCAUUGACAUUGGUUUGGGCAUCUACUACAGAAAUCUGACUGAUGGAGAGCGCAUUGUAAAGGACAUUAACUCUGAAGUUGCCAAGUUACAACAAGCUUACAAAAUUGCAAUUAACUCAGAGAUUGAACUGAAGAAGGAGUUGGCAAGAGAGGCCAGUAUCCAGCAGAUGACCAUAUGGAUGCUUGAGCACCAGAAGUCAAGAAAUGAGGAUUAUCAGAAAGAGUCAGACAAAAUUCUGUCGCUCAUCACAGGGCUAAAAUCUCACAUACCUUUACUUAAGGAGGGUUGCAGACACUGUCUACCAGGAUGGAAUUUGAUCAACUCUAUUUGCUAUUACAUCCCUUUCUCCGACGAUAUAUCACGCAGAACAUGGGAGCAAAGUCGGGAUUACUGCAAGAAUUUUGGCGCUGAUUUGAUACAAAUAAACAGCAGAGAAAAACAGCUGGCAAUUCAUGCUUUAAUCACAACUUAUCACAACCCAUCACUUCAAUACUCUGCCAGUGGCUUUUGGAUUGGAGCACGAGAUGUGGAGGAAGAGGGAACGUGGAAAUGGUUGGAUGGAACACAACUCACCGAGGGUUUUUGGAACUUCGGAGAGCCAAACAAUCAAGGAAAUGAAGAUUGUGCUGCUGUCUACCCCAGCCUAAGGAAAAACCCAUUCAAGAGCUGGAAUGAUGCCCCCUGCACUCAUGUUUUAAAAUGGAUUUGUGAAAAAGUACAAAAUUUUUCAGAUUAGUCAAAUAGAGACAUUUGAAAAUUCUCAUGUUUUAAUGUAGAUACAUUUAGACAUUCUUUGUUAUAUAAAAUACAGAUGAGUUUUAUAGGUUAACUAUAAAAUGAAUGUUUAAUGGUAUGUUUCUUAUAAUACAUAUUUUUGUCCAUGGGCACAUACGUGUUGCUCUUACACAAAAAUACAUUUAAGGAUCUUAAAUAAAAUUGAUUUUUGUCAUUUUUGUGAAUGUGAUGACAAUAUUUCAUAAUUAUGUUGACUUUAAUUAUGUGACUUGUCACAGAGUUCAAUGAAUAACUGAAGAAAUAAAUAAAAUAAUAUCAGUGUCAGAG
This is a messenger RNA of Periophthalmus magnuspinnatus, 1307 nucleotides long. Its product is annotated as C-type lectin domain family 4 member M-like. Bases 67 to 981 code for a protein of 304 amino acids. Gene Ontology annotation, molecular function: fucose binding; D-mannose binding. Gene Ontology annotation, cellular component: external side of plasma membrane. Lineage: Eukaryota; Metazoa; Chordata; Actinopteri; Gobiiformes; Gobiidae. Gene Ontology annotation, biological process: biological process involved in interspecies interaction between organisms. The transcript has 6 exons. The record is from RefSeq and is a predicted model, not a curated record.